Molecule: messenger RNA, 3683 nt
Organism: Betta splendens (Siamese fighting fish)
Lineage: Eukaryota; Metazoa; Chordata; Actinopteri; Anabantiformes; Osphronemidae
Product: Krueppel-like factor 5
Exons: 4
Coding region: 68-1831 (587 amino acids)
Biological process (GO): regulation of transcription by RNA polymerase II
Molecular function (GO): DNA-binding transcription factor activity, RNA polymerase II-specific; RNA polymerase II cis-regulatory region sequence-specific DNA binding
Source: RefSeq, a predicted model, not a curated record
UGUGCGCACGGUACCACGGCGCUGCUCGCGUAUUCAGAUGGAGCGCAGGGCGGUGGCCGGUGAAUGAAUGAUCAAAGCCUUUUUAAAGGUUCAGUGGGCGGCGCGUGUUUCUGUAUUUACACUGGGCCGCUCCGCCCCGAGAGAUAGAAAACUGUCUCCGGGCCGGUGGAGGGAUGAAACAAGUGGACGGAGAUGCAGCAGACAGCCACGCAUCAAUAACUCCACGUCGUCGGCUCCGCUCGUCUCCCACUACGCUGUAGCAUCCUCUCCGUCUUUGCAAAACAGCACGCACGAUCGUUUUGCGGCGCUGCGUCGGAGCUUCAUGGCCGCGACCCUCGCGAUGAGCGGCGGCGGGCAGGAGGAUCCCUUCUACCCGCUGCACAAGGCGACCCUGUCCGUCGGAUUCCCCCUGGAGGACUCGGCGUUGUUCGGCUUGGACUGCAAGACCGCGGACGCGGACAAGAACGGGCAGGACGACUACGCACAGCAUCAGGCAAAGUGCGAGAUGGACCGGUACCUCUCCCCUCAGCCGCUCUCUGCUCCGCAUCCGGACGGACAGCCCAAGUCGCACGCGGACGUGGACCCGUUCUUCACCAACGACAGCGCCGGCGCCCCCUACACCCUCAACAUGAAUCUUUACCUCCCCGACAUCACCUACCUGAAGAUGGGCCUGUGUCAGCAGGCGCGGCCGCCUCAGCACCACGGCCACGCGGGUCCGGCCCAAAUCAAGGCCGAGUCCGACCCGCCGUGCUUCUCGGCCGCCCUGCAGCCGCACUGCCCCAACGCACCGGCCCACGGCCCCAUGGAGCCCUCAGCCAUAAACAUGACGCUAAGAGGCUUACCGGACUUCACCAGUGUUUUCAACCAGUCGGGCGGCAGCCGCGGCGGCGAGCCGGUGCCGGAGGUGUUCGUCAAACAGGAAAUGAGCUCACAGUUCGAGCAGCAGGCGCUCCACCACGGCGACGGCGGCGGCUCGCUGUUUCAGCUCCUCACCUCCGGCCUGGACCAUCACCACGGGGGCGGCAUGGACGCCCAACAUCACCACCACCACCACCACCACCACCAGCAGCAGCAGCAGCAGCAGCAGAUGCAGCCGCCCGUUUCCACUCUCCACAACGCUUUCCAUCAUUUGCCCGUAGCUUCAUCGGCGUCUCAACAGGAGCAGGCUGCCAAACCCGCGUACUGCGGCCUCGGCGCCGGAGCGUACGCGCAUCCUCGCGCUCAGCCCCGCCCCCACUUCCUCCAGCAGCAGGCGCCCUACCUGCCGCCCUCCCCGCCGAGCUCCGAGCCCGGCAGCCCCGACCGGCAGAAGGAGCUGCUCCACACCCUGUCGCCGCCGCCCUCGUACGCCGCCACCAUCGCCUCCAAGCUGGCGGGCGGCGCCCCCCGACUGGGCUGCGCCCUGGGAGCGGGCCUCGCCGGGCCCCACGCCGCGGGCCCCACGUCGGGCCCCGGCCCGGGCGCCGUGCUUCCCCGGGCACCUGCAGAGAGCCCGGCUCCGAACCCGGCCCAGACCACCGUGCCCGUCCGCUACAACCGGAGGAACAACCCGGACCUGGAGAAGCGGCGGAUCCACCACUGUGAUUACCCAGGCUGCAAGAAGGUCUACACCAAGUCGUCCCAUCUGAAAGCCCACCUCAGGACUCACACGGGUGAGAAGCCGUACAAGUGCACGUGGGACAGCUGCGACUGGCGCUUCGCGCGUUCCGACGAGCUGACGCGUCACUUCCGGAAGCACACGGGCGCCAAGCCCUUCCAGUGCGCCGUGUGCUCGCGCUCCUUCUCCCGAUCCGACCACCUGGCCCUGCACAUGAAGAGACACCAGAACUAGCAGCGGAACGCACGCGCGCAUACACGCACUACAAACAAGCAAACAGGAAAAACGACCCAAACACACUAGCGCCGCCUCCACGCACGUGCAUUACGAGCCGCCGGAUGCGGAGCCACUCGGCGCCACAGCUCCGCCUGCUGCUGCUGACGUCAGCUGGAUGAGCCCGCCGAACACGACCCGAACCCAGAGACUGUACAUUAACAGGGCCAGAAAACGCAGCUGGUCCCAUGACCUUCACACGCGCGUGGAAUAAGAAGAAAAAUGAUAACAAUAAGAACGUUGUAGCUCUAAAACAUGUUUCCAGUCCAUCUGAACUCUUUUGUGCGACUGGGAUGAAAGCACUUAUCAGUCAACACUUGUAACAUUUUGUCUCUGUUAGACAUAGAACCGGCUUCAAUAUUUUUUUCGUAGAAAUGAAAAAAAGUUUUGUUUGUAAAACUAGUUAAACCAAAUGUCUCUUUAAUCAUUGGUUUGUUAGCUGCUUUGUAACUGGAAUAUAAUUAUUUUUUUUAACCAAGUCCUUCGUUUUGCACUAGAAUUGGAAACUCACGUCGGAGCCCUUAUUUUUCCGGCGCGUCUCAUUCACCACUGGACCGAUCAUUAUCACCGCUGGACUGAAUCUCACAAAUCGUUGCUGUUCAGAUAUUAAAAAUUGAAGACGUUUAUCCUCCGGGGGGGGGGGGGGUUGCAGAUGGAGCGGGAAGAUUUUAGGUUUCAGACGGAGGAGGCAGAGAGACGACGGAGGAACAGAGGGAUGCGGACGGCUGCUGGAGCAGCAAUUAGGCCAUGAAUUAUUCAGCCCGUCUUACGGCGGCUCAGCAUGUGAGCAGAACCUUUACACUCGUCCUCGGCUCCAUUCGGGCGAAACACGAACCAGCUCUAGAUGCACCAGAAUUCAGCGUCCUCACGAUGCCUCUGUUUUGCUUCUUUCAAACGUUUUAACCAAAGUAUCCUCUCCUUCACUCAUCGACUUCCUGUAUUAAGUGCCUCCUGCUGUGUUUCAUGUGUUCUCCCUCGGUUGUAGCGGAGCUGGGAUCAACCUAGACACUCCUUCAGACACACAUGGUGCUGUUUCUAUUUCUUAAUCGGUUUGGAAAACAAGUCGGUUGACUUUAAAUGUCGAGGUGUGCGUUGUUCGUGUCCCCCUGACUUUCAGUGGAGCUCCGGUCGUUCCCACUCUACGCCCCUGAACGCGACUCACUCGCAACCGGGCUCCGUCCGUCAGUCGAACGUGGACACGAGAUCUGUUGAAGCGUAGCUAUGCAUUAGAACUCGGAUCUGGACCCCGGUGCAUUGUGGUCUCACGCGCAACUGCCUGAUGCCCGAUGUGUUCACGGACAUGCAAAUAUUGGACAGGAACCGUGCAAACCUACCGACAGAUCAGCGUCCAGGUUCAUAGUACGACUUAGCCACAUCCUAUAACUGUAUGUGUUCACUGCAGGUAGCGAAAGAUAAUAUAGCACUGUAACGUAUCUUGGUAAAUCUGACUAUUUAUUUGAUUGUGCUGAGGUGGGGGUUAUAUCGGAUCAGUUUUUCUCCCCAGCAAAAAUGCCUUAAUGUAAAUAUAUGCACUGUAAAUAACUGAUUUUUGUUUGUCUUCGUUUGUUUUCCUCUUCUCUUAUUAUUUUGUAAACAAAAGGGCAAAAAGAGGAAAAUGCCCCGCAUCCAAAAACAUUUGAGCCUUUUAUUUGUUCUCGUCGAAGAUAUUUUGAUGCCAUUAUUUUAUAUAUUGUCUUUCCAACAGCUUAUUUUGUAAAUCCUUUUUAUUUCUUCCAUGGUAAACGUUCCAAAGACAAAGGUUGUUUUUCUUCAACUGAGUGAAGCCGAUCCAAUAAAGUCAACUGACACUUUU